This is a messenger RNA of Candida dubliniensis CD36, 2613 nucleotides long. RefSeq lists its product as uncharacterized. The transcript has a single exon. The record is from RefSeq and is a predicted model, not a curated record. Lineage: Eukaryota; Fungi; Ascomycota; Pichiomycetes; Serinales; Debaryomycetaceae. Bases 1 to 2613 code for a protein of 870 amino acids.
AUGGAACAACUCCUUAUGAAUUAUCCCCUUCAGAAUACUUACUCAGAAAGUAUAGAACUGACUUUCCAGCUCCACCAAAAUCCAACACUGAAAAUAAACCUAAAGAGUCUACCUCCAAUGACUCGAAUUCAAAUGCGAGGCCUCACUCAACUGUCUGAAAACCCAACGCCAACAACGUUAAACAUUUUAGCUACCAAAGCAACAGUACCAAUAACUAAAAACUCAUCUAAGAGUCUUAAGCUGUCAAAUACAACAACCAAUAUUAACAGACGAACGCCUCCAGUAAGCAGGUCUCACGCACCAAAGCGAACUGAGCCUCAAUUAAAUCAACAUACGAGUUCACAACCAUCGGAUAUUAAUCCAGAAGAAACAAUCGAUAUCCAAAUGGAUGACCCAACUGAUAACACCCCCACAUCAAAUACUCAUGAUAAUGAUUCUAUCAAUCAAUCGUUACAAUCUUACGAACCUCCACAAGAGGAACAACUGGUACAAAAUACAUCAACGUCUCCAACACGUGACCAACCUGAUUACGGCAUCUUUAAUCCUCCUCCAGCUUCAGAAUUAAAUAACGAGUUAACUCCAGAGGACAUGCCAGCAACUAACAAAGCAGUGAAUCAAUCUAACUACCAAGUAGAUAAGCCCUUGCGAAGUAUUCGAAUUUCACAAUUUGAUAAAAGCAAAAUCGAACAAAACAACAUCAUGCAAUCACUUAUUGAUAAUGAUCUUACAGCAGAAAUGCCAUUAGCUACUUUGCUAGGUUUAGUUCCCCAAUUCAGGACUUAUCUAUCACGAUCACUCCAAGCACAUUUAGUGCCCAGACAAGGGCCUCAGAAUGCAAAAUUAAUCAAUGAAGCAACAGUCACUCCCAUCGAUAUAGAAAUACCCAUCGAUAAUAACUUAAUUGUUAACCAUGAGACAAUUCCAACAAGUACAAAUUCUACAUCUGCAGAUCAUCAGGAAUUAACAAAACAAACAAUCAAGGACAACGUGGUAAUACAACUUAUGGAUCCAAACAAUAACGGCCCAAAUACGUAUAACAUCGCCGAAUUAGCCACAUCAUUUUCAAUAACCGACAGUGAUAUCUCAUGUGCAUCUGUCUACAUCCCAGCCAUAAUCAAUAAUAGUGCUAUUUCCCUUAAAUAUGACACCGCCGCGGAGUGUCUGAUCAUUUCACCAAUCACAGUGGAUAAACUCAAACUACCUACCAAAUCUAUCAAGGCAAAUCUUCAAGGAUUUGGUUCUCCACUAAUGAAAUGUAAUAGCAUGGCUAUCAUCACAGCUAAUAUUUUUGGCAAAGACAUUAACUUUAAAACACUAAUUCAUCUGUCCAUACAACCAAAUGUAAUAAUCCUUGGACGACCAGUACAAGCCCAAUAUUUCAUGACUUUAGGGUAUAAUCCAGCAACACUUGACUUGGAACUUAGUUUCCAAUACGACAAUCAAUUUUUUACAGAAAUAAUUGAAAAAUCGACCACAUCAAAAAUCACAAUCCAUAAUAUGACUGUUGAUUCAACAAAACUCACAGAGGAACAAUCACAACAAUUAAUUACUGCAAUGGCUACUUCUAUCUUAUCUCCACAAGAUCAGAAGUAUUUUAUGGACAAAGUACAGCAUAUUCCAGAUGUAUUUUAUAUUAAAGGUACAACUCCUGGACGCAUUAAAUCACAUAUAUCUGAACCUAUCGAUUUCCCGAUCAAAAACCAUGAUAUUUGGCAAUGCAAAUCCAUCCCAUUUGGCAACAAAAGGUUGGCUGCUAUCAAAAUAUUAAAGCAAAUGCUCGAAGAUAACCAACUUGAUCAUAGUAAUUGCCCAUAUCGGAACCCAAUCUUUUUAAUACCAAAAAAGAAUAAAAAAGAUUAUCGGUUAUUAAUUGAUUUACGAGAGUUAAAUAAACAUAUAGUACCAGCAGCAGCUCACCCACCAGCCACAGAUGAACUCAUAAAUGAAAUCGCUCAGUCAGCAUUCAAUCUGUACUUGGACAUAAGUAAUGCCUUCUUUCAAGUUGGUAUUUCAAAGGAAGCUGCUAAAUACACGGCAUUCCAAACGCCGUUAGGAUUACUCGAAUAUCGAGUUCUCCCUCAGGGAUUUUCAAACCUGGUUGCUAUAUUUAGCAAUUUGCUAACUAAAAUCCUUAAACCCGUAGCGGAAAAGGUACUCAUCUUUGUGGAUGAUGUCGCCAUAUUAGGUCCACAAAUCGAUAUCUAUGCAUCAGCUUCAGAAACUUAUCAAUCAGCCUUGGUAAAAGAAAAUAUUGACAAUGUAUUAGAAGUUUUGCAGUUACUCAAAGAUGCUGGUUUAAAGAUUAAUGCAAAUAAACUUACUUUAGCUGUUACUCAAGCCACAUUUCUUGGUUAUGAAAUUAAACCUGGUUCUAGGACAUUGAUCCACGAUAAAAUUAAAACCAUCCAAGACAUGCCAUUACCAACAACAGUCAAAGCUCUUCAACGAGCAAUAGGAUUAUUUAACUAUUAUUCCAAUCUUAUUCCUGCUUUUAGUGUAAUAGCCACGGAGCUUUAUGAAUUACUCAAAACUCAACCUAAACCUCCACUUACACAACAUCAACCAAACCAGCUGCAAAAAAUGUCCACAACCCCCAAAUCAUCAAUUUCUUGA